GACCGCCGGGAUGUUUGCUCCCCCUGGCCAUCCAUGAUCCCUCGCUCAACCCGCUGUAUGAUACAAGUACGAGUACCCGUACAGAGUACCGUACUUGUACUCGAGUACAGUGCUCGUCCAGCACGAUACGACACUGCAACGUGGCUUUAGACUAUCCAAGGCCUUGCUACCCUAUAAGUUACCGGUACUGUGCCCGUGCUCUCCAUCCCGAGCAACCCCGCCAACAACAAUACCCAUUGUUGAAUCCCUCUAACCCUAGAUUACCCCUGCCCCUAUCAUUACGGCCAGGGUCGACAUUUACGCUGCCAACAGGAAACAAACACCCCCGGCACGCCAGAGCGCCUUUCUCUGUGAACUGUAUGGAAAGCCAAGAAAUUCCUUUGGAUGCCGAACCAUCCCUCUGCCCUUAGCAAUAAAUCCUCCAGCCUACUCGGGUACAUUCGUAGUAUCUUAUCAUACCGGUAUCAUACUUGUAUCAUAUCAUACUCGAGUACCGGUAAGGGUUUCCAGCUCGAGGCCUCUCGCCCAUCACCUACGCACUAGAAAGCCUCGAAAAUACUUGACCAAACAUAUAUCACACAUCGCUCUCACUCGAUUGCCGUAUCCUUCUCGCUCCCCACAGAGCCCCUUCCCAACCAUCCAUGGACUCCCCCAUGUUAUCGCCGGCCAUGGGCUCACCAAGGCGAAAAGCGAGGUUCUCCUGUCGGCGGACCGACAAGCUGUGCUGUACCCUCGCAACCUACUUCCCACUGCUGUUCGUCUAUAGCACACUUUCGUGGGCCGUCUACACAUAUUCCUACAGUAUCUGCUGGCAGAAUGUUGGCGGCAUGAAAGGUGGUGUGCUGAGUUUUAUGGGAUUCGCCCUGUGUGCUCUUGCGAACUGGUCCUACACCACUGCUGUUUUCACGAACCCCGGAUCCCCCAUGGACACGGAUAAACACGCGUACUCUCAUCUCCCCACCACUGAAACCGCUUACCACUCCUCCAUCACGGUAAAGUCGAGCGGGCAGGAGCGCUUUUGCAAAAAGUGUGAAUGCCGGAAACCGGAUCGCACCCAUCAUUGCUCCACAUGCCGGAAAUGUGUGCUAAAGAUGGACCACCAUUGCCCGUGGUUGUCCAAUUGCCUUGGGCUCUACAACUACAAGGCUUUUCUCCUAUUUCUCAUAUAUACAUCCGUCUUCUCGCUGCUGUGCUUCGUUGUUUCAUGCAUAUAUGUUUAUCAGGAGCUCUUUUCUACUGGCGAGAAAAAAUAUUCGCCCGAGGACUUGACCCCCGUUAAUUGGGUCCUCCUAGCGGUCGUUGCUGGUGUGAUUGGGUUGGUUCUUAGCGGAUUCACCAUAUGGCAUUUAACUUUGGUAGCCUCCGGCAUGACAACAAUCGAAUCGCUGGAGAAGGUCCGUUAUAACUCGCCAACAUUGUCUCGUCGCUGCCCACCCCCGCCCGAGGAUGCUCACCAUCUCUACGACGAUCCUAACUACCAGGCCAGGCAAGAGAAUAUCGAGGCUUUCCAGCGCUACAACACCUAUAUAAUGGAGGAAGCAUCCAAUAAUCUGCCCCAUGCAUUCCAUCUCGGCCGUAGGGAGAACUUUCAACAGGUGUUCGGGGGAAAGGAUCAGUGGAUGAGAUGGUUCAUACCCGUAUUCUCCGGCAUCGGGGACGGUUGGAAUUGGGAGACUAGUAGCGAAUGGAAGACCGCCGUAGAGGCCAUGAAUAAGGAGCGGGAGAGGCUAGCUCGUGAGCAAGGGGAAAGGGAGCGUCGUGCGGGCUGGGGAUGUGAAGCACCAGGUUCGGGGGGCAACUGGAAGGGAGGGAAUCCAAAUGGCCUUGUAAAGCAUGCUACUGCCAACAGCAGUGCUCAUUUGCAACAAUCUAAGGCGGAGAGGGUUCUUGGAAGGAUUCCCGGUAGUUACAGCGAUCACGACAUGACAGGGACAGGAAGCGGAGGUGAGCGAGUCCCUCUGAGAAGGAUGAAUAAAUCUUCGGAAGAGGUGGACUUUAGCGACGAUGACGACGUUGACUGUAACGUAGACCUCGAGCAGGGGACACAUAACACAGGCACGUCGUGGGUCUCCUGGGGCCCCGGUUCGGCAGGCACAGAAACGAAUACAGGUAGAUGGGUAUAAACGCGUUUGUUAAUUAUUAGAGUUCUUAGGAAAGAUUUCGUUCCUCCUCACUUUUCACUCUUUUUCUCACCUGUUAUCAUUUGUGGGGAGCGCGGUGGCUGGCAUGUUCUCGGGGCGUUACAUUUUCCGUCUUUUUUUCUUCAUUUUUUGUUUCCCUCCCUCUCAAGGGGAUGAUGGAUGGACGGAAGUUAUUGAAUUCUCAUAAUCGGAUUGGUGGUGGUGGUGGGAGUGUGAGGGAUAGUCUAUGUAUGAAUACUAUGAUAGUUGCGCUCACGAUGAAAGAUACUUCUUUGCUGUAA
This is a messenger RNA of Tuber melanosporum (Perigord truffle), 2422 nucleotides long. RefSeq lists its product as uncharacterized. Bases 642 to 2123 code for a protein of 493 amino acids. The record is from RefSeq and is a predicted model, not a curated record. The transcript has 3 exons. NCBI's taxonomy places the organism in Eukaryota, Fungi, Ascomycota, Pezizomycetes, Pezizales, Tuberaceae. Gene Ontology annotation, molecular function: palmitoyltransferase activity.